AUGAUAUUUGAAAGCUACGGUGUUGGUAAGUACAGCGACUGUCACAUGGAAUCAACAUCUUAUCUCCUCAGAGCCAAUGCUUAUAGAGUUCCCCAUGAGAAGGAGCCAAAUCUUGGAAUUAUUCCUCAUACUGACACAAGUUUUGUGAGUGUUGUUAAGCAAGAUAGUGUUCAAGGGUUACAGGUUCAAUUAAAGGACGGUACAUGGAUUCCUGUUCAUUUGCCACAAUCUUCCUUUGCUGUCAUAGCAGGUGAUGCCAUGCUGGCAUGGAGCAAUGGCAGGGUACAACCUUGUUUUCACAGAGUUAUAAUGAAAGAAAAAGCAAGAUUUUCUAUUGCACUGUUCUCCUUCCACAAAGGAGUUGUUCAAGUACCAAAAGAGCUUGCUGAUGAUGACUACCCACUACGAUUUAAAUCUUUUGAUCAUUUUGGUUUAUUAAAUUUCCGUUUGAAGAAUCCAGCUCUAUCUUCUCAGGAAAGAGUCAAAGCCUAUUGCGGUAUAAAGGAUGCAUGGGAAAGUAUUAAUUCCUGUCCAGAUAGCAGCAUUUCUUCUGUAGAAUACACAGAACCAUAUGUAUUCUCCAUGCUGUGUAUGUAUAUGGGACCAACAACCUCAAGUCUGCAACUCCAAAACGCAGAAAAGCAAAACAAUUCCAGUCAUAUAUUUCACCACAGAAAACCUAAAUCUUGGCACAAGUUCUUGGCUCUCUACUUGCAAGCUGUGAGGGAAGCGUUGGAGGAGUUUAGCUGUUUCAUUGCAGUUUAUGACAAGGCUGAAUCUGAGUGCAAAAUUGAUGUUUUUGCAUCGCUGAAGGAGUUCUUUAAUCUUCCCAUGGAGACAAAAUUGCUUAACGUUCACCCUGAUAAGAGUGCAUUUGGUUAUUUUGGACCAAAACCUAAUUUCCCUCUUCUUGAAGCCAUCUCUAUUGAAGAUUCAACAACUAUUGAAGCGGUUCAAAGCUUUGCCAAUCUCGCCUGGCCAUCUGGAAAUGAUCAUUUUUGUGAAACAAUAUGCGCCUGCACAAGGCAACUAUCAGAGGUGAACAGGAUGGUGAGCAAAAUGAUCUUUGAAAGCUAUGGUGUUGGUAGGUACAUUGAUUCUCACAUAGAAUCAACAUCUUAUCUCUUCAGAGCCAAUGCUUAUAGAGUUCCCCAAGAGAAGGAGCCAAAUCUUGGAAUCUCUCCUCAUACUGACACAAGUUUUGUGAGCGUUCUUAAGCAAGAUAGCGUACAAGGGUUGCAGGUUCAAUCAAAAGAUGGUACAUGGAUUCCUGUUGAUUUCCCACCAUCUUCCUUUGCAAUCAUGGCAGGUGAUGCCAUGCUGGCAUGGAGCAAUGGCAGAGUACGACCUUGUUUCCACAGAGUUAUGGUGACAGAGAAAGCAAGAACCUCUAUUGGGUUGUUCUCCUUCCACACUGGAAUUGUUCAAGUACCAAAAGAGCUUGUUGAUGACAACUACCCAUCACAAUUUACUUCUUUUGAUCAUUGGGGCUUAUUAAAAUUCCGUUCGAAAAAUCCGGCUUUAUCUUCUAGUGAAAGAGUGAAAGCCUAUUGUGGUAGAAAGGAUAUAUGAUGAAGUAUUGUUGGUUACCAAAAGCAACUGCAUUUGAAAUUUUUUUAAGACAAAUUCUCAAUUGUUUCACUUGUCAUGAGUUAAAACGGGUUUGGAGCAGAUACGGCUGACUGCUGGUACAAUUAGGGCAGUUGUUGUAUUUUUAUUUUUAUUUUUUUCAAAUGUUGGUGUACGCUUAGAAUAGUUGUAUUUAUACAACGAGUUGGUGUGCAUUAGUAAAAUUUAUGUGUCCAACGAGACAACAUCA
Molecule: messenger RNA, 1819 nt
Organism: Coffea arabica (coffee)
Lineage: Eukaryota; Viridiplantae; Streptophyta; Magnoliopsida; Gentianales; Rubiaceae
Source: RefSeq, a predicted model, not a curated record